CAAACCAGUGAGACAUCACCACUGUGAAAAGAGUUUUCUCUGGUUAGGGAACCUGAAACUGCAUGAGAGGACACACACUGGAGAAAAGCCUUUCCAAUGCUCCCAGUGUGGAAAGAGUUUUGCUGUGUUAGCUAACCUGAAGAGGCACGAGAGAAUACACACAGGAGAAAAGCCUUAUCACUGUUCCCAAUGUGGAAUGAGUUUUAAUCAGGAUGGGGACCUAAAAGCUCAUAAGAGGAUACACACAGGAGAAAAGCCUUUCCAAUGUUCCCAGUGUGAAAAGAGUUUUACCAUGUUAAUUAACCUGAAAAGGCAUGAGAGAAUACACACAGGAGAAAAGCAUUUUCUCUGUGAUCAAUGUGGGAAGAGUUUUGUUAGAUCUGGCCAUAUGACAUUACACCAGAGAAUACACACAGGAGAGAAACCUUAUAGCUGUGAUCAAUGUGGGAAGAGUUUUGCUGCAUCUAGCAGUCUGACUCUACACCAGAGAACACACACAGGAGAGAAACCUUUUAGCUGUGGUCAAUGUGGAAAGAGUUUUACCUCAUCUAGCAAUCUGACUCUACACCAGAGAACACACACAGGAGAGAAAUCUUAUAGCUGUAGUCAAUGUGGGAAGACCUUUGCUGCAUCUAGCAGUCUGACUCUACACCAGAGAACACACACAGGAGAGAAACCUUUUAGCUGUGGUCAAUGUGGGAAGAGUUUUGCUGCAUCUAGCAAUCUGACGCAACACCAGAGAACACACACAGGAGAGAAACCUUAUGGCUGUGGUCAAUGUGGGAAGAGUUUUGCUGCAUCUAGCAAUCUGAUUCUACACCAGAGAACACACACAGGAGAGAAACCUUAUAGCUGUGGUCAAUGUGGGAAGAGUUUUGGUCAAUCUGGACAUCUGACUGUACACCAGAGAACACACACAGGAGAGAAGUAUUUUAGCUGUAAGCAAUAUGGGAAAAGUUUUGCUGCAUCUAGCAAUCUGACUCUACACCAGAGAACACACACAGGAGAGAAACCUUAUAGCUGUGGUCAAUGUGGGAAGAGUUUUGGUCAAUCUGGAGAUCUGACAGUGCACCAGAGAAUACACACAGGAGAGAAAUCCUAUAGCUGUGAUCAAUGUGGGAAGAGUUUUGCUGCAUCUAGCAAUCUGACUCUACACCAGAGAACACACACAGGAGAGAAAUCUUAUGGCUGUGGUCAAUGUGGGAAGAGUUUUGGUCAAUCUAGAGAUCUGACAGUGCACCAGAGAAGACACACAGGAGAGAAACCUUAUAGCUGUGAUCAAUGUGGGAAGAGUUUUGGUCAAUCUGGGCAUCUGACUGUACACCAGAGAACACACACAGGAGAGAAGUAUUUUAGCUGUAAGCAAUGUGGGAAGAGUUUUAUUACAUCUAGCAUUCUGAAUCGACACCAGAUAACACACACAGGAGAGAAACCUUAUAGCUGUGGUCAAUGUGGGAAAAGUUUUACUCAGUCAAGCAGUCUGAUACGACACCAGAGAACACACACAGGAGAGAAAGUAGUAGCAGUAUUUUAAUGAUGUCACAAUGUAGAAGCCUAAAUGCUUGCCCCCUUAUCAAUUGAUUUCAGCAUGAUAUGGAUAUUAGCCUCAGGGGGAAAAUCCAGGCUCUGAAAUGGAAGAGUACUAUUUAUGUGAUUGAACAAAAAGUGACUAACAAAAAAAGAGUUGUGUUACACUUACCACGUUGGUGACCCACUGGAAUCAAGAUGCAACACUUCAAAAUUUAGCUAGCUGUUUUCUACAAAUUGUCCUCUAUCCAGGGAUGUACACAUUUCUCCCAGAUUCCAUGUGGUUUUUGAGCUGUUAGUUUUAACAGGACGCGCAACCUCAUCUCCCUCCUCGCUCACAAAUGAUUUUAGCAUGAUAUUGAAGAGUUAUGACAAAUAAGUGUUGUGUUCCUUUGUUUAGCGACCCCUAAAUGUAAAUGCAUCAUUCCAAAUGUAGCUGACUGUCUUCUGCAAGUUGUUUUCUAAUCAGUCGAGGUAAAAGAUAUCUCCCAUUUCCAUGUGUUUUUUUAGUUGUGCUAGUUUCAACAGCACGUACAACUUGAUUUCCACCCUAAUCGAUAUCAGUGAUUUAUUGCUACUUGUCAAAACAACAGCGUUUUUGGUGCUUGUGUACAUGGUGAGGACAACUUGGUUUCUGAUUGUCUCAAGGUUGGGCAGUCAAAAAGUUUUUUGUUUUGCGUUUAGCCAGUGAGUUGCCAUGGAUCUUAUUUUGACUGCACGUUUUUCCAUUUUGGGGAUGAGUUUUGUUUGGGCUCGUUCCAAGUGGAUGAGAGUUCUAGAAGCUAGUGGGGGGGAAAAUGUUUUUUUUUUCUUGUUUUUAAUUGUUGACAGCCAGUAGACACCAUGUUGAUAUUGGUGAAGCAUUGUUGUUGAUUAUAAUGUGAAAUAAAAGUUGUUUUCUGUUGGUGGUAAGCAUUCUCUUAAGGUGUUAGUCUUUGGUUUUUCCAUUUAUAUUUUGAGGUUUGGAUUUUAGCACAUAGCUCGUUAGCACGUAGGGCGCACUGAUUGGUGUCACCUCGUUAGUCAGUAUGUGUUACACCUGUGCUGGCUUGUCCAUCUCAUUAGUGGGAAGGUGUUUCACCUGAGCUGGUCCAGGUGCUAUUUAAGAGUGUCUGGCCCAGUGCUCCAGUUGUCUUGAUAGAUGUGGAGAGCCAACAACUUUGGUUGCGCCACCUUUUUUGGUUUGCGUCCUGUUUUUCUUUUGUUUCUGAUUUAGUGGGUCUCAUUGGUGUCUUUUAGGUCCCAGUUGUUGUUACUAGUCAACUUUCAGUGGACACAGAGCAAAACUGCAAGAUUAUGUUAAAAUACUUUUAUUGCAUCAAAUGGUGGUUUUAUGCAACAGAAUAGAGGGUUCUUAGAACUAUUGUGUCUGUGUGUUCUACUGAUGGGCCUCUGGGAGAUAACACUGACAGGAGAUUUACAA
This is a messenger RNA of Salmo salar (Atlantic salmon), 2950 nucleotides long. The record is from RefSeq and is a predicted model, not a curated record. Lineage: Eukaryota; Metazoa; Chordata; Actinopteri; Salmoniformes; Salmonidae.